This is a messenger RNA of Canis lupus familiaris (dog), 1465 nucleotides long. RefSeq names its product epithelial-stromal interaction protein 1-like. The coding region runs from base 1 to 933 and encodes 310 amino acids. The record is from RefSeq and is a predicted model, not a curated record. Lineage: Eukaryota; Metazoa; Chordata; Mammalia; Carnivora; Canidae. The transcript is spliced from 2 exons.
AUGACGGGUCAUCGGCCCCAGGCGUCCCCGCCCGCGUCCCUCCCGCCGUGGCCGCCCGGGACCUCCGACCUGAGCCAUGUUCACCCGCACCCACGCCCGGGGGCCGCGCACGGAGCCAGGCCUGCCGCAGGGUCCCUGCCCCGGCGUGGAGGGGGCGCCCCGGAGCCCCGCGGAGGACAGCCCCGGGCCCGCCGCCCCCCAGGCGCAUAUACCAUGAUAGCACCCAAUGAAAACCGAAGAAGUCAGAUACAAAGGAUUGCUGAGCAAGAGCUGAAGAAUCUUGAGAAGUGGAAGGAGCAACAUAGAGCGAAGCCUGUUAACCUGGUGCCAAGGCGGUUAGGUGGAAGCCAAUCACAGGCUGAAGUCCGGCAGAAACAACAACUCCAACUGAUGCAAUCUAAAUACCAGCAAAAGCUAAAAAGAGAAGAAUCUGUGAGAAUCAAGAAGGAAGCAGAAGAAGCCCAAAUCCAAAAGAUGAAGGCAAUUCAGAGAGAGAAGAGCAAUAAACUAGAGGAGAAAAAAAGAUUUCAAGAAAACCUCAGAAGAGAAGCAUUUAGAGAGCACCACCAAUACAAAACUGCUGAGUUCUUGAGCAGACUGGACACAGAGUUGCCAGACCGGAGUACCCGUCCAAUUGCUUUUCCUGACCCACAGUCUUCAACUUGGGCCAGAAGCCGGGCUUAUAAGGAUUCUCUAAAGGAGGAAGAAAAUAAAAAAUUGCAAAAGAUGAAGGAGGAACAACAUCAGAAGAGGGAAUUACUGGAAUUUAACCAACAGCAACAGGAGGAAGCAAGAACCAAAAUCCACCAAGCUGAACACAGGAGGGUAAAUAAUGUUUUUCUGGACCGGCUCCAAGGCAAAAGUCAACCAGGUGGUUUGGAGCACUUUGGAGGCCACUGGAAUAUGAAUAGUGGUAACAGCUGGGAUGUGUGAGAAAUAUUUACUUACAUCUGUCCUUUGUCAACUGACCUUGAAGGACCUCACUUGAUGCUUUUCCUUAAUGCUACUUUGUUUACCCUUGCUAUUUUACCUUGACUUCAAAUUGCCCACCUACUCAGCUGAACAAUUGAGGAUGACCAGUUUUUCCCUAUCAUUAUUUAUGGGUGUUCGCAGGAGCUGCUUGCUAAGCUCAUAUUAAAUUUCUACUACCAGUGGAAUUUUACACUAUUUUCCUCAUUGGUUUCACAUGUUGUUGGAAGCAUAAUUACAGCAAUGUUAGUAUGAUGAAAAAGGAGGGAAUCAUUUGAUAGUCUCACGCUUGCAAGAGCUUUGGACGCUACAUGCUUGUCUCUUUAAGCAGCUAAUUCUUAUGUAAUUCUCAGAUCAGGUUUGGGGAAGCUUUGGCAUUUUUUAGAUUUUAAGCUCUAUGUAAUCCGGGGUACAAACUUGGGCAAAAGAAAAUGAUAAAUCUUUUAUACUCUUUUAAAUACAUUUACAAAUAAAUUUUGAAAUACUUCUAAAAAUA